This is a messenger RNA of Trichoderma asperellum CBS 433.97, 2857 nucleotides long. RefSeq lists its product as uncharacterized. The record is from RefSeq and is a predicted model, not a curated record. NCBI's taxonomy places the organism in Eukaryota, Fungi, Ascomycota, Sordariomycetes, Hypocreales, Hypocreaceae.
CACGGCCUUGUUCCAUGACUGCAUCGCACAGGCAAUUCAUGACGCAGUGCUGUGCAAAUACGCUGCGCAUAGACGCCUCGAGCCAUGAUGCAUCUGAGCUGAAGAUCCAUGAACGAUGGAUCUCGACGAGUUUUCCGACGACGGGUUCGACGACCUGACCGAUAAUGUGCUUCAAGAGCUCGAGAACAACGCCAUUCAGUUCACCCAGGCCCAGCAUGCCUUCACGCAACAGGCCGAUCAGCUCGACUAUGCCUGGGGGCAGGAGGACGAUGAUUUGGAUACUACUGAGGUGAUCAACGACGCCGGCGUCCCUGUGGGGAGGCCAAUAGUCGACAAGACGCUGCGACAACAGAGAGGGCUACAGCCUACACGGCCCUCCAUUCCUCCUGUGCCCAAUCCUCGAUGGAAUCCUGCGAUUGAUGCCGCGGCUGCCAGGCCAGGAGCUCCUCUGGCGGAGCGGCCUCGAAUCACGAGCGUCCGGCCCAUGAAUCAACCGUUCAUGGGAUCUCAGCGGUUCCCUGACUCUUCGCAAAGUGCAGCUCGCCCUCAGACUGCGCAGCUUGCGGCGAUGCCAAUGUCAUCCCAGGCGCAGUCUGGACCUAUGGUGACAGCGUUGCAAAAGCGAAUUCGUGUUUUGGAAGCAGAGCUCAAUGCAGCUCGCGGCGAAACUUCAAUACUUCGUUCAAACUCCACAAAGGCGCAGCAAAACUACGAUGAGCAGAUCGCCCGCCUCCGAAAGCUCAAUGCUGAGCAGUUACAAAAACAAGAAAAGGCGAUGGAAGCGGCUAUAGCGGCGGAGAAGCACGCCAACACCGAGCUCCAGUUCAUGCAGCGCGAUAUGAAAGAGGCUAAUGACCGAGCCCGCAGAAAGGAGCCUCCCGCCAUCAACAUGACGACGCCGAAGAAGGCUAGCAAAACAUGGGGCUUUGCCGAUGGCUUUGACGAGAUGGAUAUUGCUGCAAGUCCGAGCAAAGGCCAAGGGAGAAGCAAGACUGCUGGCUCCGUUGCUACCAACAUUGGGGAAAGAACGCCGAGCAAAGGGAAGCGAAAGCGCCCCGUAUCAGAGUCCCCCAUGAAGCCUCUUGAUAUACACACCGGCGAUGCAGAAGUGAGCGAGGGCAUGAACCCAGUCUCUCAGCUGGCUUUGCAGCAGCCUAUUGUGGUUGCAGCUCCCACAGCUCCAUUUGAUUUCUUGCAAAUUGUUCUCGAUCACGGCUUUGCCCAAGGGCAGCCUCCGACUUUCGACAUACUCUCACGCAUCUCCUUCCCUUCUGACCCCAAUACAUCCUUCUCAACCCUCAUAUUCGAAAGACUUCCCCUGAUGGGAAACCCCUAUCAACCAAUGCAGCUUCUCGUGGAUUUUGCGGAGCAAAUCAUCAUCCUCUGGACUAGAUGUUUUGAAGAGCAGUUUUGGGAGCCUAUUAAAUACCUUGUCUCGCUCAUUGCUUUCACCUUUCAGCUCCACACCUCGUCUGUUGCCCCGCUCAUCAUCUCCAGACUUGUGCCCGUGGCACAGACCAUAAUAUUUACAGUUGCGGAAGGGCCGUCGCGCGCUUCCGAUGGCACGGUCGCCAACAAUGAUGACCAUGCCAUCUUGGAACAACAGAUAGAUACGAGCCAAAUUCUGUCAUUGCUUUACACUGCAUCUUUGGCAUGUACAACAACCCCCACUGAGACUGAAGAGGGAGUUAAAUACACUUCUGCUGCGUUUUGGAAACUCAUCUCUCUUGACUUCACCCUUCUCCUCUUGAUGCCGAAGCAGAAAACCUCCGAUAUAAUUGGCAUGCUUGAUCUGCUAGCGACAUCCUCGCUUCCCGACUCUAUCGGCCCCAUAUCCGAUGAAAAAGACACGCUAUCAGUUGCGCGAGCCGUCAUUGAGCGAGUAUCUGCUAAGUUGAUGGAGCAUCCUCGCGCUACAACUACCCCUGCUCAGAAACGAAGCGUACGACUAGCUGCUCUUCGAACAUUAAUAACCUUUGCAAGGUAUGAAUUUGGUGCCAAGCAGCUGGCAUCUCACGAUAACGCCAUCCCACGCUUAGUUGCUUGCUUGAGCACAUCGAUUGACGAGCUUUAUGAUCAACCCAUCCCUCCUAGCAUUCUACCCCCUCUUCCUGAUGCCAUGACAUCUUCAUCGCUGAAAUUUUCUGAAUCUACAACUUCCGCUGAGCUAUAUCGUAUCAUCUCCCAAUGCGUGACACUUAUUCACACUCUAGCUACAGACCCGUGUACAGCCAAUUUGGCUGAAAUCACUCGAAAGCUCUCACUUUCGCACGGAGGUAGCCAAAGAUAUCUCAUUGCGCUUGGAAGAUUGACCUUUGCUGAAGAAGACCUAGUCAUGGAGGCUGGAAUUGACGGCGAGGUAGUUGAGGCGGCCCACGAGCUGUUAGAAAUGGCCGUGACGCCAGAUGAAGGAGAGACUGUGAGCGAGGCUUUUGGAGCAUAGAUGCUGUGAUGGUAGUUUUUUCUUUGCCUUUGAUGAGAUAGGGCUUAGUUGGUUCGUCCAUUUAUGCCUUUUGAUUACGUUGUAUGAGAUCACUUAUUCCAUAGGUGGCGUGCUUUUGGUUAACUAGCAUGAUCUAGCAAAUGGAGAGGGCUAGAAAUUGGUGACCGGCUGGUUUAGAGAAAAACAUUUUUGAAAAAGAAACAUGCAGGGAAUUGCAAUGGUCAGGAGGCACCCUCGUGUGCCCGGUGUUUAGGAUAAGGAGUUGGAUAUACCAUGUAUGGCUGCGAAAUUAUAGUUUGAUACACUCUUGAAUAAUAUCUAAGUCCAGGCAAACAGUCAUUUUCAAAACCAGAUGUUGUUCGCUACUUGAGACUUUGUGUCACACCUUGUUCUACAUCACAAAUUGCACAAGUC